This is a messenger RNA of Drosophila grimshawi, 3083 nucleotides long. RefSeq names its product E3 ubiquitin-protein ligase MYLIP (gene dnr1). The record is from RefSeq and is a predicted model, not a curated record. Gene Ontology annotation, molecular function: ubiquitin-protein transferase activity. Gene Ontology annotation, biological process: ubiquitin-dependent protein catabolic process. The transcript has 4 exons. Gene Ontology annotation, cellular component: cytoskeleton. NCBI's taxonomy places the organism in Eukaryota, Metazoa, Arthropoda, Insecta, Diptera, Drosophilidae. Bases 698 to 2803 code for a protein of 701 amino acids.
AAUUGUAUCGGGAACGUUGUGUCGAACGGACGGCACUCAACAAAACAGCUCUGCUACGAAAAAACGUCAUCGACGUUAUUCGGGAAACGGCGUCUGCCAAAAAAAAACGUUUUAAACCAAAAAAAAAAAAACAACAACAACAACCAACAAAUCAAAAAUAUAUCCAAAUUGGACACACUAAAGUCAAAAAGUGAAAAUGUGUAUGAAAUAAACGAAAUAUGCAAAAUCUUUGAAAUAAAAAUAUUGAAACAAGUGCGCAACAUUCAAAAAGUUAACCGUCAACGUUUUGUGUACCACGGCUGGACCUGGGACCUGGAACUGCACUCCCCCGCCCCACAACCCAACACUCCAACCAGAAAAGAAAAGAAAACAAAAAAGCCAAAAGCCAAGCAAAAACAAACACAACCUGUAGCUCUCUGCUGCGACAGCAACAGCGACGUCGGCAGCGCUGCAAACGCCUUAAUACGCUUACGGACUUUUAAAAUUGGGUUUCGUAUUUGUUGUUUCUGGUUUUUUUUUGUUUUGGUUUGUUGUUUAUUUCGUCGCACGUAACGCGGAAGCUCUAAGCAAUAAAUGCAAUUGCCUUAAGGCAAAGGAGAGCAACAACAACAACAACAGACAGCAACAGAAACAGAAACAGAAACAACUUUUACAUUUUUGCAACAAGGAGUCGCGAACAACAAAAAGAACCAUCAAUAUGUGGUGCAUUGUGGAUUUGCCAAAUGGCACUCAACAAGCUGUCAAAUUGGAUCCCAAAGCCAUCGGCCAAGAAUGCCUCGAAAAGGUCUGCAAGGCACUUGGCAUCAUCUGUGAAAUGGAAUACUUUGGCCUGGAGCCGUGGACGCCCAACCAGAAGGAGUCGCGUACGCGACAAUGGUACAAUCUGAGGAAUCGCCUGCAUGGCGACAGUGGCAGCAGCAGCAACAGUAUCCAAUUGAUGCUGGCAUUGAGGGUCAAGUUCUGGGUGCCGGUGCACAACAUCCUGCAGGAGAGUGUGCUCAACUUGUUCUAUAUGCAGGCGCGACGAGAUCUGCUGGAGGCGCGUCUCUGCGCCCAGGAUUGGACAAAUGCGGCCAAGUUGGCGGCGCUGCUCUGCCAGGCGGAUGGCCAUCGGUUCAACGAGCAGUCCUUGCGUGCCGAGUGCCCAAUGCGAAUGAGACGCGAGCUCGCCCAGCAGCAACAGUUGGCGCUGCAGCAGCAACAGCAGCAGCAACACAAACUCGAACAGCAGCGCAAGGAGAAGGAGCAUGUGCUGAGCUUCAAGAAGCGGCGACUCUCCAAGCAGAAGUCCGUGGAGCACAUGGACUGCUGCACUCUAUCUGCAGCAGCAGCAGCAGCAGCAGCAGCAACAGCAACAACAGCAGCAGCAGCAGCAGCAUCCACAGCAGCAGCAACAACAGCAGCAGCAGCAACGCUUGCCAACAGCAACCAGAACUUGCAACCAUCUCCGUCAGCUUCAGUUUCCGUCUCUGCCUCCACAUCCGCAUCCACAUCGAGCAGUCCAAGCAACAGCAGCAGCAGCCACUCCGGCCUGGAUCAGCGACUCGCCAGCAAUCCGUUGCGCAUUUACGAGGAUUACAUCAUCCAGCCGAGCGUCAAGGAGACGGAGCCGCCGGUUGAUUUUCUGCGACAGAUUGCCAACGAGCACAGCAAAUUGGCCAAGCUGCGAAUGUCCGUCAAGUCGGCCAAGUACUGGCUGCUGCAGGAGAUCCAGGAGCUGAGCGGCUACGGCGAGGAGAUCUUCAGCGGCGUCUCAACCAAUGAGAGCGCCACCCGCUGCGAAAUUGCAGUCGGUGCUCAUGGCAUCACCGUCGUCCGUGGGGAGGAAAAAGAAAGCAUCCCAUUCAGUGCGAUUGCGUCGGCGAAAUCGUUGAGGCGCACUUUCAAGCUGGAGUACGUGGACGAUCACAACGAUCGCAAGGAGCUGGAGAUCAAGUUGCCCAAGCAGCCGAUUGCCGCCGGUUUGUAUCGAUCGAUAACCGAGCGACAUGCGUUCUACGUCUGUGACAAGGUGCGCUGCGUGGUGACGAAUCAGUUUACGCGGGAUUUGAAGGGAACGAUUGCAUCGAUGUUCACCGCCACAGAGAUUGGCAAGCGGUAUGUGUUCGACAUACAGCAUACGUGCCGCGAGGUGCACGAUCAGGCGCGACGCAAGCUGCAUGAACGUGGCGGCGAUGUGGCUGCCACGGCGGCUAUCGAUGUUGGCAGCGCCAGCAGCUGCUGUCCAGAUGCUGCUGACAUGGCAAUCGCUGGUGGUGGUCGUGGCAGUGCUGGUGUUGGUGGUUCCAUGGCCGGCAAGAUAGAUUUGGCCAUACGCGAGAAGGAGGCGCGUGAAGCGGCGAUUGAGCGCUGCGUGGAUACGCGCAUCCUCGAGGCGAUGCAGUGCAAGAUCUGCAUGGAUCGUGCGAUCAACACAGUGUUCAAUCCAUGCUGUCACGUCAUCGCCUGUGCCCAGUGUGCAGCUAGGUGCAACAAUUGCCCCAAUUGCCGCAAGAAAAUAACGAGCGUAGUCAAAAUCUAUCUGCCACCGGAACUGCGCACCAGCAGCCACCCAACCGUUGCAAACAGCAGCUGCAGCAGCAGCAGCAGCAACAACAACAACAUCGAAGGCCCCCUUUCGGGUGAGCAUCAGCAGUUGCAGUCGGAGCUGGAGCUGGAGCAGCAGCUGGAUGGCUUCGCCACGACAUCAGCAGCAGGAAUAGGAGCAGGAGCUGGAGCAGCAGCAACAGGAGCAGAGGCCGGAACCGGAGCCGGAGCCGGUGCAGCGUCAGUUGGAGCGCCAAAAGUGACGACGGCUGCCUAGAAUUGGCUGUGCUCGCUGCUGUUCCGGCUGAUGGAAUGGGUUUGUGUGCCGAUCGUUUGAUCCGUCACGCAAUCAUAAUCGUUAACCAGAGAUCUCGUCUUGCUGUCUGCAUCUAUAAUUUGACCAUAUAUAAACAUUUCGAAGGGAACAAACCAAAAACAAGUUGAUGAUGUUGAAAACAAACAAAAAACAAAAAACUAUUAACUAAAAAGAAAUCAAAAAGAAACACACAUUUAGCCUGUAUACUCUGUAUCUUUACUCAAGUAUUUUUAUGGAUAUA